This is a messenger RNA of Mirounga angustirostris (Northern elephant seal), 858 nucleotides long. RefSeq names its product doublesex- and mab-3-related transcription factor C1-like. NCBI's taxonomy places the organism in Eukaryota, Metazoa, Chordata, Mammalia, Carnivora, Phocidae. The transcript is spliced from 6 exons. Gene Ontology annotation, molecular function: DNA-binding transcription factor activity, RNA polymerase II-specific; RNA polymerase II cis-regulatory region sequence-specific DNA binding. The record is from RefSeq and is a predicted model, not a curated record. Gene Ontology annotation, biological process: regulation of transcription by RNA polymerase II; sex differentiation; germ cell development. Bases 1 to 858 code for a protein of 285 amino acids. Gene Ontology annotation, cellular component: nucleus.
AUGGAUCCCAAUGAAAUGCCUGCUGUGCCCUGCUGCCCCUCCGACUCCCCCACUGGGCUUGAGACCGGAGCCCCGUGGGGGAUUGAACUUGGCCCUAAAAGAGCUGUAAGUCGCUGUGCCCGCUGCUACAACCACGGCUUCACUGACCAAAUCAAGGACCAGGAGCACCUCUGCCUCUUCCAGGCCUGCGAUUGUCCCACGUGUGCCUUCUUCUCGGAACACCACAGUGUCUUGCUUGCUGAGAGUGCCUUGAAGAGGGAGCAGGGGGCACACCUGAAGAGGCACCUGGCUCAAGGACUGACAAGGAGUGAGGCCUCCCCUCCCAAAGCUCACAGCCAUGUCAAGAAGUUGACCAUUCAAGCAGGAGCCCUCACAGCCUUGAAGAUGCAACGAACAAUUUCUCUUUCCAGGAAGCCCCACAGGACUCCUGCCCUGCCCAGCAUAUGCUCAGCGCUGGUCCUCCAGCCCUGUGCCAUCCGUCCUUGGCCCUGUCCUCCUGCAGCCACAGAUCCUGGGGAAAGAGCAGGGUCCAGAACCCUGCCAGGGGCCAAGCUUAGUGACUGGGAAGAGCUGAAGUCCCCACUGGUGCCCACUCUGGGUGCGUGGGCUCCUGAAGCUUCUGACCAGGACUCGGUUUCUGCCUCAGAGUGGCAGCGGAAGCUGGAAGCGGCCGAGGCUCUGCUGAUUCUGAGAGACUCUCCCCAGGCGUCUUCUGGCUCCGUCUCCCUGCUGCAACCCUCCGCGGCGGCAGCUCCUGCUGGAGAUACAGGACCCCAGCCUCCUAGCCCCUCUCUGCGACCCAGGCCAGCCAGCUCCAUUUCUCUGCCUAUGGGACAUCUGGGGUGCAUCUCCCUUUGA